AUGUCUCAAGAACAGGAAGUUACAGAAAAGCCAAAGCGUAAAGAACUAUCAGAUUACGAAAAGGGUAUCAUUGUUGGAAUGUAUAUGCGUAUUCCAAAGAUGUCAAGUAUCGCAAAAGAUCUCGACAUACCCUAUACAACCAUCAGCUCGACUAUACACCGUUGGAAGACUACCGGGACCGCGCAAACUAAGAAACGGCCAGGAAGACCAGAGACUUUGACAGAGAGAAACAAAUGUGCUAUCCAGAUUGCCCUGUUGAGAAACCCAAACAUAUCUUUGCAAGAACUGACAGAGAGUAUUCAAAAGAAAGUGUCGGCGCGUAUUGGCGUGAACGUGGUACGAAAGGCGAUCAAGGAAGUGAAGAGGAGAACACUGGGAGCACUAAAUGAGCAACCAUUGGACACAGAAUUAACUACACAAAGUCUUCUUGUUGGAAAAAAUGACCGAUGA
Molecule: messenger RNA, 450 nt
Organism: Phycomyces blakesleeanus NRRL 1555(-)
Lineage: Eukaryota; Fungi; Mucoromycota; Mucoromycetes; Mucorales; Phycomycetaceae
Product: Homeodomain-like DNA binding domain-containing transcription factor
Exons: 2
Coding region: 1-450 (149 amino acids)
Source: RefSeq, a predicted model, not a curated record